Molecule: messenger RNA, 959 nt
Organism: Rhodamnia argentea
Lineage: Eukaryota; Viridiplantae; Streptophyta; Magnoliopsida; Myrtales; Myrtaceae
Product: ribulose-phosphate 3-epimerase, cytoplasmic isoform
Exons: 9
Coding region: 39-719 (226 amino acids)
Biological process (GO): pentose-phosphate shunt, non-oxidative branch; pentose-phosphate shunt; carbohydrate metabolic process
Cellular component (GO): cytosol
Molecular function (GO): D-ribulose-phosphate 3-epimerase activity; metal ion binding
Source: RefSeq, a predicted model, not a curated record
UCCGAGAGAGAGAGAGAGAGAGAGAGAGAGAAGAGAGGAUGGGAGUGACCGCGAAAAUAGCGCCGUCGAUGCUGUCUUCGGACUUCGCGAAUCUGGCUUCGGAAGCCCAGCGCAUGCUCGAUUGUGGCGCCGAUUGGCUCCACAUGGACAUCAUGGAUGGGCAUUUUGUCCCUAAUCUAACUCUAGGUGCUCCAGUCAUCAAGAGUUUGAGAAAGCAUACCAAGGCUUAUUUGGAUUGCCAUCUUAUGGUCACGAAUCCUCUUGAUUAUGUUGAACCUUUGGGGGACGCUGGUGCUUCAGGUUUUACGUUUCAUGUUGAGGUGUCAAAAGAAAACUGGCAAGAACUUGUGAAGAAAGUCAAGUCAAAAGGCAUGAAGCCUGGUGUGGCUUUAAGACCUGGAACCCCCAUCGAAGAGGUUUACCCUCUGGUCGAAGGUGAAAAUCCUGUGGAGAUGGUCCUUGUCAUGACUGUAGAACCUGGGUUUGGUGGGCAAAAGUUUAUGCCAGAAACGAUGGAAAAGGUUUGCGUUCUGAGAGCUAAAUACCCAUCACUUGACAUAGAGGUUGAUGGCGGUUUAGGACCUUCUACCAUUGAUAUGGCAGCUUCUGCGGGGGCAAACUGCAUUGUUGCUGGAAGUUCAGUGUUUGGAUCACCAGAGCCAGCACAGGUUAUACUUCAUAUGAGGAAAAGUGUCGAGGAAGUGCAGAGUAGUAGUUGAUACUGUUGAAGGCAAGAUACUUCACUUGAUUCUUCUCGAUUUAUACAUGUAACAUGUUGCUUUAAUUAUAUGGCUCAAUUUUUAUGUAAGAUAUGUGCACUUGCCUUCCCUGUAAUGAUGUGACUAAUAAAGCCCAAAGACGAAGACAAUGUUUUUGGGACAUCCAAAGCAUGAGAGGUUUCUGAGAUGAAUUAUGCACAGACAUCAUGGAUUUUAAUCCAGAUUCAUCAUUUGGUUGGA